Messenger RNA from Hibiscus syriacus, 1502 nucleotides. RefSeq lists its product as uncharacterized. The coding region runs from base 245 to 1084 and encodes 279 amino acids. The transcript has 4 exons. The record is from RefSeq and is a predicted model, not a curated record. Lineage: Eukaryota; Viridiplantae; Streptophyta; Magnoliopsida; Malvales; Malvaceae.
GUAAGAGAUUUUUUUUAGAAUGCUCGUGAACUUCUCUUCUCUCCUCCAGCAGGUUGCUGAAACCCAUAGCCAAGAUUUCAAUAAAACUAGCAAUCCGAACAAUCUAAAAGGAAAGGACAAAGCUUGUGACUAGUAUUAUCGUAUACAAGUUCUUAAGUGAGGCAAAGGUUCUAGUAAGGAUAUGUACAAUCGGUAAGGAGCUAUCGGAGCAUCUUUUGGAAAGACAUACAUAUCAUCAGUAUCAAUGUCGAGUUCGGAAGGCAUAAGACAGGCCACCAAAGAAGAGGUUCCUGAGGGAACUGGUAGUGGGAGUAGUAACGAAGUAGAACACGUACCUCAACAUCAGGGAGAACUUGUACAUCAAGGAGUACCCACUCUAGAUCAGGGAACUUUCUUACAAGCUUUAGAGGCUAUACUGGCUCGAUAUCAGCCGGCGGCAGCACCUCCUCUUCCUCCGCCUCCACCUCUUCCUCCAGCUCUGAGAAUAUCGGUUCCGAAAGAAUUAAAAAGCUUAGGAGCUGUAGAAUUUAAAGGCGAAGCAAACGAAGGUCCAGUAGAAGUAGAUAUGUGGUUGAAUGAUGUGAAAAUAAUGUUGGACAGUCUUCACUGUUCCGAUGAUGAAAGAUUAGAGGGAGUAGUUUCAUUAUUACGAGGUCAGGCUCGUAUAUGGUGGACGAACGUGACGACACGUGUUCCUCCAGAUCAGAUCAUAUGGCGGUUUUUCUUAGAAGCAUUUCAGAAGAAGUAUAUUAGAGAGCAAUUUAUUACUCAGAUGAAGCAUGAUUUCUUUAAUCUGAUUCAGGGUGGUAAAUCGGUGUACAAUUAUGAAUGUGAGUUUAAUAAACUUGCUCGAUAUGCCUCAGAGAUGAUUCCUACUGAAAGAGACAUAUGUAAGAAAUUUAUUCGAGGUCUUCGUCCCAGACUCAAGGAACUUCUGUUGGCUGCGAACUUGACCACUUUUCAGGAAGUAGUGAACAAAGCAAAAGAUUUGGAAAUGGCACAAAAUGAGAAUUUUCUGAUAGAGCAGAGACGACAGUCUAAAAGAUCCGGAGCAUCAUCAUCUUUUCAGUCUAAAAGAGGUUGAGGUUCCAGUUAUCGAUAUCAAAAUAAAACUGAAAGUGGUGCUUCUAGUCGUAAAGGAUUUGAGGCAAAAUAAAAAAGCCGACAGUCUCAUAUGACAGUUUUAGGAGCCAGUAGAUCAGCUCGAUCACAGGAUCAAAUAUUACCAUGUCAGUAUUGCGGUAAAAAUCACCCUGGAGUUUGUAGAAUGAAGACUGGAGCUUGUUUCCGUUGUGGAGAUACCAAUCACUUUGUCAGAGAUUGCCCUUUAAUUGGGGAGAGACCAGUGCAGACAGAAAGGUCUGUAGCAGUAUCUCAGAGAGGCAGUAGAGGCAGAGGUAGAGGGAGGGGAUAUUCUGAUACAGCCUCCCAGUCUGACGUUCGUGCUCCAGCGAGAACUUAUAACAUCAAGACUAAUGAUGAUCGUGACGACCCAGAGAUCA